Messenger RNA from Antechinus flavipes (yellow-footed antechinus), 7322 nucleotides. It is a transcript of the gene SLC6A17, whose product is annotated as solute carrier family 6 member 17. Gene Ontology annotation, biological process: proline transport; L-leucine transport; sodium ion transmembrane transport. The record is from RefSeq and is a predicted model, not a curated record. Bases 187 to 2370 code for a protein of 727 amino acids. Gene Ontology annotation, cellular component: synaptic vesicle; plasma membrane. The transcript is spliced from 12 exons. Lineage: Eukaryota; Metazoa; Chordata; Mammalia; Dasyuromorphia; Dasyuridae.
AGCUUGAGCUCGGAACUGGGGACCCACGACCCAGCUAGGAUCUCUGCUGCCGCGGCUGCGCUGGGGCGGAGGCUCCUCGGAGUCCACAAGACAGGUUCCCUGGAUGAGAAAAAGCUGAAAGCGGCUCCCAUCCCGCCUUCUCUGUAAGCUCAGGGGUGGGGGCCUUGGGGCCCUUGGGGGUCACCAAUGCCGAAGAACAGCAAAGUCACGCAGCGGGAGCACAGCAACGAGCAUGUCACCGAGUCUGUGGCCGACCUGCUGGCCCAUGAAGAACCGGUGGACUAUAAGCACAGUGUCCUGAAUAUGGCGGGAGAGGCCCAGGACAAACAGAAGGAUGUGGAGGAAGACCUGGAGGCUGAGGAUCGGCCUGCCUGGAACAGUAAGCUACAGUACAUCCUGGCCCAGAUCGGCUUCUCGGUGGGCCUGGGCAACGUCUGGAGGUUUCCAUACUUAUGCCAGAAAAAUGGUGGAGGUGCUUACCUCGUGCCCUACCUAGUGCUGCUGAUCAUCAUUGGGAUCCCACUCUUCUUCUUAGAACUGGCUGUGGGCCAAAGGAUACGCCGGGGUAGCAUUGGAGUAUGGCAUUAUGUGUGUCCCCGGCUGGGGGGCAUUGGCUUCUCCAGUUGCAUUGUGUGCCUCUUCGUUGGAUUGUAUUACAAUGUGAUUAUUGGCUGGAGUAUAUUUUAUUUCUUCAAAUCCUUCCAGUAUCCAUUGCCCUGGAGUGAGUGCCCUGUCAUUAGGAAUGGAACUACCGCAGUGGUGGAGGAAGAGUGUGAUAAGAGUUCAGCUACCACCUACUUCUGGUACCGAGAGGCUCUGGAUAUCUCCAACUCCAUCUCUGAGAGUGGGGGGCUCAACUGGAAGAUGACCUUGUGCCUCCUGGUGGCUUGGAGCAUUGUGGGUAUGGCUGUGGUCAAGGGCAUUCAGUCUUCAGGAAAGGUGAUGUAUUUCAGUUCCCUUUUCCCCUACGUGGUGCUGGCCUGUUUCCUGGUCCGGGGGCUGCUGCUGAGGGGAGCUGUGGAUGGAAUCCUGCACAUGUUUACUCCCAAGCUAGACAAGAUGCUAGACCCCCAGGUGUGGCGGGAGGCAGCCACCCAGGUUUUCUUUGCCUUGGGGUUGGGCUUUGGGGGUGUCAUUGCCUUCUCCAGCUACAACAAACAGGAUAACAACUGCCACUUUGAUGCUGCCCUUGUGUCCUUCAUCAACUUCUUCACCUCGGUGCUGGCCACCUUGGUCGUUUUUGCUGUGCUGGGCUUCAAGGCCAACAUCAUGAAUGAGAAGUGUGUGGUCGAGAAUGCUGAGAAGAUUCUGGGAUAUCUCAACAGCAAUGUCUUGAGUCAUGACCUCAUUCCACCUCAUGUCAACUUCUCCCACCUGACUGCUCAUGACUACAGUGAGAUGUACAAGGUCAUCAUGACUGUCAAAGAAGACCGAUUCCAGGAGCUGGGCCUGGAUCCCUGUCUUCUGGAAGAUGAACUCAAUAAGUCUGUGCAGGGGACGGGUCUGGCUUUUAUUGCCUUCACCGAGGCCAUGACCCACUUCCCAGCCUCUCCCUUCUGGUCGGUCAUGUUCUUCCUUAUGCUGAUCAACCUGGGCCUGGGCAGCAUGAUUGGGACCAUGGCUGGGAUCACCACCCCCAUCAUUGAUACUUUCAAGGUGCCAAAGGAAAUGUUCACAGUCGGGUGCUGCAUCUUUGCAUUUCUGGUGGGACUCCUGUUUGUCCAGCGCUCUGGGAACUACUUUGUCACCAUGUUUGAUGACUACUCGGCCACUUUACCCCUCACCGUCAUUGUCAUCCUAGAGAACAUUGCUGUAUCUUGGAUUUAUGGGACUAAGAAGUUCAUGCAGGAGCUGACAGAGAUGCUGGGCUUCCGGCCCUACCAGUUCUAUUUCUACAUGUGGAAGUAUGUGUCCCCCUUGUGCAUGGCCAUUCUCACCACUGCCAGCAUUAUCCAGCUGGGAGUCACCCCACCAGGUUACAGUGCCUGGAUCAAGGAGGAGGCUGCAGAACGGUACCUCUAUUUCCCCAACUGGGCAAUGGCUAUCCUGAUCACUCUCAUCGUACUAGCCACUCUGCCCAUCCCUGUGGUCUUCAUCCUCCGCCAAUUCCACCUGCUCUCAGAUGGCUCCAAUACCCUGUCUGUCUCCUACAAGAAGGGCCGGAUGAUGAAGGACAUCUCCAACUUGGAAGAAAACGAUGAAACCCGUUUCAUCCUAAGCAAGAUGCCCAGCGAGACUCCCUCCCCAAUGCCCACCCAUCGCUCCUACCUUGGCCCAGGAAGCACGUCCCCCCUGGAGAUGAGCAGUGCCCCUAACGGACGCUACGGGAGUGGAUAUCUGCUGGCCAGCACCCCUGAAUCUGAGCUGUGACCUCGGUCACUCUUCUUUCCAUUCUCCAUCCCUCACCUGCCUCUCUGGUCUGCCCUCCUACUGCCCAUAUUCCUGACUGGUGGUGGUACCAUCCCCAGUUCUACUGGCUCUUGGGUUCUCAGAACCACCACCUUGCCUCUUAGAAUCGAUCAUUCCUGGGACCUUGCUCGGUGUAAGGAACAAGGGGUUGGGAGUAUGUUCUCUUCCCCAUUCUUCCCAUGUUUGCCUGUCUCUGUAAGUCCAUCUGGCCCCUUCAUACUUCUAGCCAAAUCACACACCCUAGGAGGUGCCAUCACGAUAGUUUAGGUGCUGUGGUGGCUGUGUCAGAGAUGACUCAGGAAUCUGGAUUCCCUGCCUGGCAGCCAUUUAGGGCGACUCCUGAGGCAUCCCUUUCACCUCUCCUAUUUUCUGCCACCUCGGAUUGUCUCUCUCCUUUGGUGUUUUCUUGCUCCUUACCUGGACAGAGCUUGAUGAGGCAAUAAGACUGGAGCUUCCUCUCUUGGGAUCAGCAGAUUGCCCUGCUGAUGAUCUGGGAGAAGGAUACUCCGCAAUAGACACAUUCAGGGAAGGAGGGCUAAAAGUCUGUCUUCAGGCCUGGCUCUCAGCAGCCAAUUGGAGGCCUCUAAGGUUUUUUCUUCUAUGAAAAAGGUGGUGGUGGUGGGGAAAUUCCUGUGGAGCCUCAGGUAGUGAGCCCCCCUCAUGCCUGAUGCUGGCGGGGAGGGGUGAAAGGGGGAAGUGAUGAAUUGAGGAUGAAUGGAUUUCAAUGCUGUGUCUCAGACCCAGAAGCAAGUGUAUGGGAUCUCACUCAGGGACCAGUAUAAGGUCUCUCCCCGAUGUGGGGAAGAACAGAGAAGGUGAGCUAUUAGUAGGAUGCUGCUUUUCCCAUGUGUGUGUACACAUGGACACAUCUGUCCUGCUGGCUGUCUCCUCAGCCCUGAGUGGGCCCAGGGCAGAGUCUCAGCCUGGGAAUGUUUUGCUGUUAGCUCAGAGUCAAACCUGAGGGGAGUGACCUCUGACUCUCUCUAGUUCUGGGAGCAAGGACAGUUGGGAGUGAGGUGAAUGGGGGCAGAAGGCUGCUCCCCAACUUGUUUUCACAAGCACACAAUUUUUCCUUUCCCUCCCUUCCCUUCCCCACUCCCUGCCCCAUCAUUCUAGGCAGGGGACAGUCCUUCUCUCCACUGGCAGCUACUUCCUCCGGAGCAGGAGGAUCCUGAGAUCGGGAUUCUCUAUGCUCCUAGGAUUGUAGGGGGGCUCUGGCCCAGUACCUGCCUUGCCCAUGGUUGGUUAAUUAGGCACAAGAUGGAGAAGCCCUCAGGUCUGGGGUAAAGAGUUUCAAUUUCACUGCCUCCUCAGUCCUGAUGGCCACUCCCACCCUGCACAAUUUCUAUCUGCACAAUCCCAACGGCAACUCCAGUGACCCCCCACCCUGCCACUCCAUCACCAUGACUCUCUUCCACCUCUCAUAGCACUUCUCCCCUCUCCCCUUUCCCUUUCCUUCCUAUUUUAAAAACUAUUCUUAAACCUCUUAAGUCCCUGCUUUAAGGCAGCAGAGAUCAUGCCCUGAUGAAUUAUUGAAUGAAUGGGUUCCUUCAGGCCGGGGAGGUUAAGUGACUUAGAAAAUCGAGCUCAAACAGAUCCCCCAGAACUCCUCUGGGGUUCUUUGCUUGGCCCUCAUCCAGUAUUCUCAUCUCAACUGACCUGGUUGCUGUCUAGCCAUCCCCAAGAGGAAUCAGGAUUGCUGAACAGAAUCAAAUCCUGAUUUCAAUUCUUACCACUCCCAUAUCUCAUCUGCAAAAUUGGACUAGGUGACCUCUAAGGUUCUUUCCUGCUCUCAAUCCUGUGAUGGUCCUGGGGAGAAGGGAUUCUGGUAGCUGUAUAAAUGAAGAAUACACCCCUAAGGAUUUCAGAAUUGAAUUGAGAACUAUUCAAUGAAUGACUUGUCCCCCAAACUUUCCCCUGGCUUAGAAACUGAUCAUUUGCCUUUAGAAACUUCUUCUGGGUGAGCAUCCCUGGCAACAGUGCUUGGUCCAGGUCCCUAGAAGGAGAACCUUGAAACACCUCCCCUGGAUGUGGCCAAGUUUUCACUCAGGAUUGGGAGAGGACAGAUUGAGCCUAGAGUCCCCUCUUCUUCCAUCCCCUUCCAUUUUUCUCAUUUUCCAUUCUGCCCAUUCUUUCUUCUUUUGUGCUGCUGCUGCUUUUUCCUUGCCUUUUCCUUAUCCUCUUAGGGCCUCCUGUAUGAGAGGACCUUAUUUCCAAAGUGGGGUGAGUGUAUGAAUGAAUUUGUCCAAUUUGUGGUACUCUCACUUCUUAGAGACUGAUUAUUCCCCCUCUUCCUACCUCCUACCCCCACCUUUGCCCUGAGCUUGUUAAAUUAAGUGAAAUUAGGUAGGGAAAAGGAAAAUUUAAAAACCCAAGAGAGACAAUACAUUAUAUAUAUAAUAUAUAUAAUAUUCUAUAUAUUCUAUUUCUAUUGUAUAUAGGAGCUGUACAUGUCCGUGUAAAUGCUGUUUAAUGAGAAGCCCAAAGCAGUGAUUAGUGGACUAUUUUCAUCCUCAGUGCUGUACAGAUAUAUUUUCAUUGUAUAUUUGAUAUUUAUAAUUUUUUUUAGUGUUUGGCUGGGUCAGACCCAGCCUGACAGCCUGUAAGGGCAGGGCACUGGGCUGGGUGGGUGGGAAACACUCUUUCAUUUUAUGUGGGGUUCAGUAUAGUGUUGUGAUAAUUUGCUGUAGGCUGGGGCUAAGUUCCAGCUGUGUUGUUACUGUAUGUUAGGCAUAGGGCUCCUUUGCUAGGUGAGUAGGAUGUCCAUGCAGAUGUGUUAGGAUUUGUGAUUCCUUGUGUCUACUGCUUUUCUGGGCCUUUUACCCACUCUUGCCUGCUACUGUCCCACACUAGACUUUGGAUUAAUAUAUUGGAAAUGAGGGAAGAAAAGGCCCCCACCGGUGGGGGUACCCUUUACCUAUUAGUUUUCUGCUUUGGGACAACAGAGGCCUUAGGCUACAGAGUGAAUUUUCCCCCAUGGUAAUGUGUGUCUUUCUGUCUGUCUUUCUGUAAGUAGCCAGAGUGAGCUGGAGCUCCAUGGACUCCAUGUGUUUGGAAAUGGUUUGCAUUCAUAGAUGAGCAGAAAUAAGGCAGAGCUGAACAAGCCACUGUCAUCCUGGCCACUCUUCAGAAACAGAAAAGGGGCAGAGAAACCCUGACACUUUCCAUGAAAAACUUAGGUGCUCCCAUUAAGUUCAUCAAGUCCCUUUUAAAUCAGUGAAGAAACCGCUUGAUGUUGCUGGCUGGGGGAGAUCUUUUCAUCUAUCCCCCUGCCUCAGUGCUUACUGAUGCUGACAAUGAAAUAAGCUUAGCCUGCAUGAACAUAUGGGAUGCAACUUGAGGGAAUUUCUGCUGUUCUUCUAGAUUCUUCAGUGUUCCAGUUUGGGGUGCCCUCAUGCUUACUGGGGAUAAAGCACUGGGAUGGGUGAGGUACAGAGGCAGCCAGACUGUCUUUAACCAAAAUUCCAAUUUUUCUUCUUAAUGGAGCAAAAUAAUUUGGGUGAUAAGGGUGAAAGACUAGCCUCCGGAGCCCUAGUUCAUGGGAAUGGGGGCCCAUGUUGGAAUUGGGGGAAGGUGGGGGGAUGGAUUGGAAUGCCUUUUGUAUCUUCAUUGCAACUUCCCUAACUAUUGCUUGACUUGAUAAAACAUUUAUCAAGGGACCAGAAUUCAUAUGUAAGAAGCUUAAGGUAACCAGAGGGCCUCAAACAAAACCCUUCCUGAUUCCCAUUAUUUCUACUCUCACAAUCUUCCAGGAGGACCCUCCUUUGGUAUGAGCAGGCAGGCUCACCCAGUCCACCUCUGGGAACAGGGAGAAAGACUGUGCAGGAGUUGAGCAAAACCCUGGUUCCUCUCCUGCUCCCAUUACCAGCUUCUUGCUCAGGGAGAUUUUUCCUCCAUCCUUCUGGCCAAGCACCCAGCUAAGUUCCCCUAAGGUUCAUAUGAAUGUGAAAGAGACCAGGUUGGUUGGAUGGAAGCAGCUGGGCUCUGGGUAGGGUGAGACUUCCCUUCUCUCAACCAUCCUUUCCAGGAGCCAGGUGGGCCCAAGCAGGUGUGGGCAGGCUUCUGGCCCAGACAGCUUUUGCUUUCUAGCAAUAAAUUCCCCAUAGUGCUGGGACAAUCCCUGGGAAGUGAGUCUGAUGUUAGUUAUGUAAUCUGUGCCCUGGGAGCUGUUGUUACAAGCUGCUGGUGGUCCUGACCCCCAAUGCUUGCCUGCAGUAUUACUAAUUGGUCCCUGUGGCCACAACAUUCCAACUCACCACCCCAUCCCUCAACUCUUUCCAACAUUGUUCCUUGCCCACCUGCUUUGAAUGUGGGACAUUUGUUCUCCCUCUCAGAAAUAUCUAACACCUGCCCACUUCCCAGGGUGAGAAGGCUACCAAAUUUAACACGCAUUAUUUCCUCACCUCCUUCCCACCAACUCAAUAAAUGUUCUAAAAUAAAGUCCUUUCUCAGCUUAAGAUACCGAGUUUAGCCCAGAAUUCUUUGCACAGCCUGGCAGCAGCUAAAGUGAUUUCCUGAAGAGAACUAGCAAGCAAAUCCCCCAGGAGAGCCCGAGCUCUUCUCCUAGUCCUUGGGCUUCUGGGGGUCAGAUUUGUCUUCCAAUUAGAGUGAAAACAUAGGACUGGGAUUGAGAGGACAGUUCUCAAGGACACCUGGAGGCCGCUGUCUCCUCGCCCAGGUUCCAUUGUACAGAUAGUUCGAUAAAGCACACAAUGUAUAGCCACUUUGUUUUCUAGUAAAAGUUUAAAUCUAAUUCAGCACAUAUCAUCCCUUCCCUUUCCCUCCCACCAUGAUGUAGCCAGUCAGAGAUCUAAUUAAAAACUGCCCUAGUCCAGGAGGAGGGAACACAGCAGUUCCUCUGAACCCCCUGCCACCGUCACCACGGGGCACAAUAAAGUAUCUGUUCUUACCAA